AUGGCAGACCUCAAGACAUGUCCACCGUUGACGCGCUCAUCGGUGCAAACCGCACACAAAUGUAUAAAGCAGUACAUCCACGAGACACCAGUCGCGACCUGCUCAACGCUGAACUCGCUCGCGUCAACACCUCAAAGCGAACGAUGUCCAAGUAGUGGACCAAAUGUGGCCGCCGAACCUGCACCGCACUCGUCAGCGACAACAGAAAGGGCUUCUGCGUAUACUGCCAGCCCUAAUGUUCGUCUGUUCUUCAAAUGCGAGAACCAGCAGCGAAUAGGAGCUUUCAAGGCCCGAGGCGCAUUUCAUGCCCUGGGCAGGUUGAUCGAGGAGGAAGGGAUUGAUAAUGUUAGAAGGAAGGGCGUGUGUACACACAGCAGUGGUAACCAUGCCCAAGCCCUCGCCCUGGCAGCAAAGACACACAAUGUCCCCGCCCAUAUCGUAAUGCCUAAGAUCAGCACGCCGUCGAAGAUCGCUGGUACGCAGAGUCUAGGAGCCAAUGUCAUAUUUUCAGGCUCAACAAGCGAGGAACGCGAGGCCGUGAUACAAGAAGUGAUUCAGAAGACUGGUGCUACACUAGUCCCUCCAUACGACCAUCCGGAUAUCAUGCUAGGUGCAGGUACACAGGCAUUGGAACUCGAGCAGCAGGUCGUGAACUUGCUCGUUCAACAGCCGGGCCUUGGUAUAUCUGGCAAGAAGGCGUUGGAUGCUGUCGUUGCCCCCAUUGGAGGUGGAGGCAUGCUGAGCGGGAUAGCUACAACAUUGGAGGGCACAGGUAUCAAGGUCUUUGGCGCCGAGCCGAACUUCCAAGGCGCAAAUGACGCAGAACGAGGCCUCAAACAAGGCGAGCGGAUUGAGAAAGUCAAGACAUUAACGAUAGCGGACGGCUUGAGAACGCCUGUGGGCAAAAUUCCUUGGAGCAUAUUGAGCGACAAAUCAAAGCUUGAAGAUAUCUACUCGGUCGAUGAAGACCAGAUCAAGGCUGCUUUGAAGCUGUUGAUGGAACGUGCGAAGCUGUUCGUUGAGCCAUCUGCUGCGGUUCCGUUGGCUGUGGUGUUGUACAAUGAAGACUUUCGAAAGAUGGUUGAACGAGAGGCUGGUGAAGCUGGGUGGAAUAUUGCCUUGGUCUUGUCGGGAGGCAAUACUACGGUCGAGGCUAUUGCAAAAUUGUACCAACCACCAUCGGCCACUGCAGAAAGGGCGGAGGCAACUGUUUCGAUGGACGGAGACAAGAAGGCAGAGAACGUUGCCGGUUAG
Saxophila tyrrhenica is the source of this 1254-nucleotide messenger RNA. RefSeq lists its product as uncharacterized. The transcript is spliced from 2 exons. NCBI's taxonomy places the organism in Eukaryota, Fungi, Ascomycota, Dothideomycetes, Mycosphaerellales, Extremaceae. Gene Ontology annotation, molecular function: ATP binding; L-serine ammonia-lyase activity; magnesium ion binding. The record is from RefSeq and is a predicted model, not a curated record. The coding region runs from base 1 to 1254 and encodes 417 amino acids.